Molecule: messenger RNA, 930 nt
Organism: Adineta ricciae
Lineage: Eukaryota; Metazoa; Rotifera; Eurotatoria; Adinetida; Adinetidae
Source: the annotation of a GenBank genome assembly
AUGUCACAUUUUCCAAUUACACACUACCGUUCAUUCAAUGAUCCAUUCGAUCGCUUCUUUGGAGAUCAAUUGAAUUUCUUCGAUCCAUGGCGUGAUUUCGAUACGUUUCCAACAGCUUUCUCAACAUUUCCUAAUUCAUUCCGAUGGAUCAAUGCACCACGUCAAAUGAGUCGUCGAUCAUCAUCAUCCUAUCACACAUCAUCUUCAUCGGGCAAUGUAGGUGCUGGUAGUACCCUUCUUCCAAUUUCUUCACCAUCAUUACCAGCUCUUUCUGAAAAAUUUCGUGUGCAAUUGAACGUGGCUGGUUUCAAUCCUGACACAAUUCGAACACACGUUGAGGGUCGAAAAGUCAUUGUCGAGGCAAAAGAAGAAGAUCGUCAAGCCAGUGGUGACUAUAGUCUUCGUGAAAUCCGAAAGACCUAUGAUCUUCCUGAACAUGCUGAUUCAUCAAAUUUGGCUUCAUUUGUUACACCAAACAACAUGCUUGUCAUUGAAGUACCUAUCCAUGCUCCACGUAUCGAACGUCGUCCAUCACAAACGCUAGCCGAUACUCAAGCACUUAGUUUAUUUGGUCAAUUUCGUGAUCCACUUUUUGACUAUCCCGGAUUUAUUGCUUCAGCAGACUUUCGUCCCAGUAUUAUUGAUAUUGGUGGUGGACAAAAGCGCAUUAAAAUGUCGUUGGCAGUGAAAAACUACCGACCUGAACAAAUCAAAGUUUCAGUGAAGAAUAAUGAAUUACUUGUACAAGCUGAAAACAUUUACAACGAUAAUAAUCGUUCCGAACGGUCGUUCUUAACAAAAUCAAUUACAUUACCACCCGGCACACAAGCUAAUGAACUGAAAUCCUUUCUGAAUUCGGACGGACAACUGGAAAUCGAAGCACCAUUCAUCGAACCUACACAUAUGCGAUCCAUUGAAGUUCAACAUUGA